Molecule: messenger RNA, 1146 nt
Organism: Magnusiomyces paraingens
Lineage: Eukaryota; Fungi; Ascomycota; Dipodascomycetes; Dipodascales; Dipodascaceae
Exons: 1
Coding region: 1-1146 (381 amino acids)
Source: RefSeq, a predicted model, not a curated record
AUGGCAAAUCAACAACCAUUUCGUUCAUCAACCCCGAUCUUUAGAGAAAAAGAAUCAACAUCUAAUUCUAAUUCUACUUCUACUUCUACUUCUAAUUCUAAUUCUAAUUCUAAUUCUACUUUAAAACCUCCAGGAAAAAGAUCAACUUCUAGAUAUUCCAUAAAUAAACAAUUGCCUGUUUUUGUAGAUCCAUCAUCAUUAUCUUCUUUUUCUUCUUCUUCUUCUUCAUCUCCAAAAAUAGUAAAUAUUAUAACCACCUCCAACAUUACAAAACAACCCCAAACUAAUCAAACUAAUCAAACUAAUCAAACUAAUCAAACUAAUCAAACUAAUCAAACUAAUCAAACUAAUCAAACUAAUCAAACUAAUCAAACUAAUCAAGCUAAUCAAACUAAUCAAACUAAUCAAACUAAUCAAAAUAAUCGAGUCUUUAAAGAUCAUAAAACUUCCCAUAACAAUACAAAUAAAUAUCUAAAACAAUCAUCGUCCCCAAUCUUUCAACAAAAGCAAAAUAUUUUAAUUAGUUCCAAGAAACUUCCAAUUUUUAAACCAACUGAUAAGAUACUACAACCUACAUCAAAACUUCCCAUCUCUUCUUCUUCUUCUUCUUCAUCUUCAUCUUCAUCUUCAUCUUCAUUAUCAUUAUCAGUAUCUUCUUCCUCUUCCUCUUCCUCUCUCUUUCACUCUCCUUCUCCUAAAAAAUCAUGGUCAGGACACGUCCCUCUAGGUCUCUCAGACUAUAUCCAUGCUGCUGUUUCUGACAUUGUCCAUGCCACAGAAUCAAAACAUGCCCAGCUAACAGCCCCAGAAACUCCACUUGAAACUCAAUCACGCUGUGACCGCCAAAUGCUUCGUGAAUUACAUGCACAAAAUAUAUUUGAUGUCAUUGUCCCUACUGAUAUCUUGGAAAAGUCUAAAGAUAUCUUUACAAUCAAACAAUCUAUCAAACUUAACAGAAGGUCUUGGCGUGUGAUUUUUGAAGAAUCAGAUACUCCAGUACUUCUUCUUGAUGUUGCAAAAAAAAUAACCCACCAGAAAAAUCAAGAAAUUUCUCCAGGAACUCUUAUUCGAAUUUCAGGUAAACCAUAUUAUGAAUCUGGCCCUAUUUGUGCUUAUGUACAGUGGGGGAUAAUUGCUGUUGAUUAA